Molecule: messenger RNA, 1068 nt
Organism: Astrephomene gubernaculifera
Lineage: Eukaryota; Viridiplantae; Chlorophyta; Chlorophyceae; Chlamydomonadales; Astrephomenaceae
Source: the annotation of a GenBank genome assembly
GAGGAGGAGGAGGGCGCGCUGGCGCUCGCGGAGGCCGCUGCUGCAGGCGCGCUGUCGCUGCCGGCCGCGGAGGUGGUGGCGAUCCUGCAUCGCGACCCACGGGACAUUGUAGUGUGCCUGUCGCACCGGGACGAAGUGGCGCUACGAGCCCGCAUGCAGCAGCAGCAGGGGGCAGCUGUUGACGGCGGAGGCGGAGGCGGGCCCCAGCAGCCUCAGCGGCGGUCCGAGCUGCUGCUGUGUUUGCCGCUGGACCGGCGGCUGCCCCCCGUGGCGGUGGUGACGCGGCAGGGCGGGGCGCUGCUGGGCUGCCGCUUCGUGGUGCGGGUGGAUGCAUGGGAGCGACACAGCAGGUACCCUCGCGGCCACAUGACUCGGGUGCUGGGUCGGCUGAAUGACCUGCGUGCGGAGAGCGAGGCGGUGCUGGUGCAGUGCGGCAUCGUGAACAAGCCCUUCUGCGAGGCCGCCCUAGCCGAGCUGCCCCGCAUCUCCCACCCCUCCGACUGGCGGGUGCCCCCCGCCGAGCGAGCCGCGCGCCGCGACCUCACCGGCCCCGACUUCUUCGUGGUGAGCAUCGACCCGGUGGGCUGCACGGAUGUGGACGACGCCAUGCACGUGCGCUUCCUGGAGGAUCCCACCACCACCCCUGCUACUACCUCCUCUGCCUCCUCCUCCUUCUCUACCGUUCCUGGGGUUGCUGCUACCGCUGCUAUUAGUAACAUUACUACUGCGGCUGCUGCUGCUACUGUUGGCAAGGACAGCCGCCUUGUUGAUGCCGACACGGGUGCCGGCGGUGUCAGCAGCAGCAGCAGCAGCAGCCCCGGCAGCAGCCAGCUGGUGGAGGUGGGUGUGCACAUCGCGGACGUGAGCUGGUUCGUGCCCCCGGGCGGCAUGCUGGACGGCGAGGCGCGCGAGCGGGCCACCAGCGUGUACCUGGUGGACCGGCGGCUGGACAUGCUGCCGGGGCUGCUGUCGGAGCAGCUGGCGUCGCUGCGGGAGGGGGUGGAGCGGCUGGCGGUGAGCGUGGUGUGGACGCUGAGGAGGAGCAGGAGGAGCGGGAGCGGGAGCGGG